AUGACGAGUCUCAAAAGGUCUUUUGGGGCCGAUCCGGCGGCCCCCAACCUUGCCAGCAAGGUCUACGUGCGGUCUACCAGAAGUGGCAAAGUUCAGAAGAUCGUGAGGGAGCUUUACUUGCGGCAAGACAUCCCAUGCUCGUCCAAACUCUGCUCAGCAUGCUUGGACGCCGCUCCCAAAGACUACAACGGCAAGGUGGCACCGUUUGUGCUUUCAGAAAAGCCAGCCGGGACAAAGACUUUCCCUAGCGGCCACUACCUCAUUCCUGACACCAAUGCUUUUCUCACUGGAAUGGACCUUUUUGAGGUUGAAACUGCGUUUCACGACGUGAUUGUUCUUCAGACUGUCUUAGAGGAGGUCAAAAAUCAAUCUGCCCCUCUUUACAACCGUCUUAUUAGCCUGACCAAGAAUGAGGGCAAGCAUUUUUACGUCUUCUUCAACGAUUUUAGGCUAGAGACAUACAUCACCCGGGGCGAGGGUGAAACCAUCAACGACAGGAAUGACCGUGCCGUCCGCAAAGCCGUGCAAUGGUACGGCGAGCACCUGCAGCAGGCAAUCAAGUCACGACCGGGCGCAGCCAAGUGCCCCUCUGUUGUCAUGCUCAGCGACGACAGGGAGAAUCUUCGCAAAGCAAAGGCCGAGGGACUCCAGGCCCUCUCGUUGUCCGAUUACGUUGCCGGUCUUCCUAAUGCAGAGCAGCUGUUAGACAUGGUUGCUUCUGGCCAAGAGCAGCGCGAGACCAAAGCAAACCAGGGCCAAUGGCUCUACCCAGAGUACUUUACUCUGUCGAAAAUGAUGACUGGCGUGAAGAAUGGAACAUUGCACCAGGGCAUUUUCAACGUGUCGCCUUACAACUACCUCGAAGGCUCAGUGCACGUGCCGGCUUUCGAGAAGUCACUAUUGGUCCUUGGAAGAGAAAACAGCAACCGUGCGGUCUCAGGAGAUGUUGUGGUGGUGGAGGUACUGCCGAAGGACCAAUGGAAGGCUCCAUCUUCAAAGAUUAUCGAGGAGGAGACCUUCAACAAGAACGAGAACGCAGAUGUCGAGGAAGGCGAGGCGGUCGUCACCGAGAGGGAAAGAAGAGCUCUGCAAGAGGAAGUCAAACGAGUGCAAGGGAAGAGUGCCGAGGGCCGACCGCAACCAACAGCACGCGUUGUGGGCGUCAUCAAAAGGAAUUGGAGACAGUAUGUCGGUCACGUCGACAGAGAUUCUGUCAAUUCUACGGCAAAGCAAAACCGCGCGCAACAAACCGUCUUCCUCAUUCCCAUGGACAAACGUAUCCCAAAGAUCAGGGUCCGAACACGUCAGGCAGGCGAAAUGCUGGGCAAGCGUGUGCUUGUCACAAUUGACGCCUGGAACAGAGAGUCGAGGUAUCCCAUGGGUCACUUCGUCCGAUCACUAGGUGAACUCGAAUCCAAGGGGGCGGAAACCGAGGCACUACUACUGGAAUACGACGUCCAGUAUAGGCCUUUCCCGAAGACAGUACUCGAUUGUCUUCCACCUGAGGGCCAUGAUUGGCGGGUUCCAGCUAGCAAGGACGACCCUGGUUGGAAGGGCCGACGCGAUCUUCGGGAUUUGCUGGUCUGCAGUAUUGACCCACCGGGUUGUGUGGAUAUCGACGAUGCUCUGCACGCCCAUCCUCUGCCGAACGGCAAUUUCCAGGUUGGCGUACACAUUGCCGACGUCUCCCACUUCGUCAAGCCGAAUAACGCCAUGGACAAGGAAGCGAGCAUGAGAGGCACAACUGUGUACCUUGUGGAUAAGCGCAUAGACAUGCUUCCCAUGCUUCUGGGUACGGACCUCUGCUCGCUCAAGCCAUACGUCGAGCGUUACGCCUUUUCGGUUCUCUGGGAAAUCACACCGGAUGCCGAAAUCGUCUCGGCAGACUUCUCGAAGUCUGUCAUUCGCUCCCGCGAGGCUUUCAGUUAUGAGCAGGCUCAACUUCGGAUUGACGACCGGUCACAAACGGACGAUUUAACCCAGGGCAUGAGAACGCUGCUGAUGCUCUCCAAGAAGCUGAAACAGAAGCGUUAUGAUGCUGGCGCGCUGAACCUGGCGAGUCCUGAGGUCAAGGUACAAAUGGAGUCCGAGACAUCGGACCCGGUGGACGUCCAGACAAAGCGACUCUUGGAUACCAAUUCGCUUGUCGAAGAGUUCAUGUUGCUUGCCAACAUUACUGUUGCCCAGAAGAACUACGAAGCAUUCCCGCAAACCGCGCUCUUGCGUCGUCACGCGGCUCCUCCCAAGAAUAACUUCGAAGAACUGGCGAACCAGCUCAAGGUCAAAAAGGGUCUGGAGCUUCGCGUCGAUAGUUCGAAGGCUCUUGCAGACUCUCUCGACACAUGCGUGGAUUCUAGUGAGCCUUUCUUCAACACUCUCGUGCGUAUUAUGGCUACGAGAUGCAUGAUGUCUGCCGAGUACUUCUGUGCUGGCACACAAGCCUACCCCGAGUUCCGUCACUACGGCCUUGCCAGUGAGAUUUACACCCAUUUCACCAGUCCUAUCCGCCGUUACGCAGAUCUGGAAGCACAUAGACAGCUUGCCGCAGCCAUCGAGUACGAACCGCUGGACUCGAGUCUGCACAGCAAGGCGAAAUUGGAGGGGAUCUGCAAGAACAUCAACGUGCGUCACCGCAACGCGCAAUUCGCCGGACGCGCAAGUAUCGAGUACUACGUGGGCCAAGCGCUCAAGGGACGAGUGGUCGACGAGGAGGGGUUCGUCAUGAGGAUCUUUACCAACGGCAUCGUAGUCUUCGUGCCGCGCUUCGGCAUUGAGAGCCUGAUUAGGCUACGGGACCUUGCGACGCCAGAGCCCGACGCCGAGUUCGACGCCGAGAAUUACGUCCUCACUGUUUCGGGCAGCAGAAACGUGAAGCUCGAGUUGUUCCAAAAGGUCAUGGUCAGGAUCAGCGACGAGCAGGAAGAGAGUACUGGCAAGCGCAAGAUCAAGCUUGGCCUACUCUAG
Lasiodiplodia theobromae is the source of this 2964-nucleotide messenger RNA. RefSeq names its product Ribonuclease II/R. Gene Ontology annotation, molecular function: endonuclease activity; RNA binding; 3'-5'-RNA exonuclease activity. Gene Ontology annotation, cellular component: cytoplasmic exosome (RNase complex); nuclear exosome (RNase complex). Bases 1 to 2964 code for a protein of 987 amino acids. NCBI's taxonomy places the organism in Eukaryota, Fungi, Ascomycota, Dothideomycetes, Botryosphaeriales, Botryosphaeriaceae. The transcript is spliced from 4 exons. The record is from RefSeq and is a predicted model, not a curated record. Gene Ontology annotation, biological process: rRNA catabolic process.